AUGAUGGCAACGAAGUUCAUUCCGCGCCAAACCUUCCCCCAUUAUGGAUCCAUCCCAAGGUCAUAUUACCUGGGUCACCAUCGGACUGGGUUGAAUAAAAUGAAGAAUAUGUUGUCCUCUAUUGAUUACGUUGUCGAAUGCCGCGACUACAGGGUUCCGGUGACCUCAAUGAAUCCGAUGUUCGAAGAGGCACUGGGAAGCACAAGGCGCUUGGUUGUAUACACUAAAAGAGAUCUUGGUGCGGAUCCUCGGCCCCCUGUACGGCAGCAGGUUGAAAAGACGAUCCAAAGCUUCGACCCCACCAGCGCCGUCUUCUUCGUUAGCUCGUCCUCCCGAAGGGACAUGAGUCCUAUAAUCAGACAUCUCCGGGAUGAUGCACAAGGGCCAGAUAACCUGGUUGGUAGUCGUGUCAUGGUAGUUGGUAUGCCAAACAUUGGUAAAUCGACGUUAAUCAACGGUCUGCGCAACUACGGAGUAAAAAAGGCCAAGGCUGCACAGUCCGGCGGUCAACCAGGUGUCACACGCAAAAUCGGAACACCAAUCAAGAUUAUUGAGAGGGAGAGUGGUUCUCAUGUAUAUGUGCUGGACACUCCAGGUGUCUUUAUGCCAUAUGUCCCCGAUGCAGAGAACAUGCUCAAACUAGCCCUAUGCGGAUGUGUGAAAGACUCGGUGAUCUCGUCCUUGACGUUGGCAGAUUAUCUGUUAUACCAUAUCAAUCUGCAUGAUGAGCGGGCAUAUCAGCGGUGGUCUGAACCAACAAAUGAGAUUGGUUCUCUCCUCGAGAAUUUCGCUCGAUAUACUGGCCUUCUGGCCAAAGGCGGCAUCCCGAACAUUGACCUUGCAGCAUUGCAUUUUAUCCAAAAAUGGCGGUCUGGCGAGCUCGGGCAGUUCAUUUUGGAUCAUUUGCAGGCUGAACAGUCCCGCCGUCAAGAAGGAAUAACCGAGUCAGCGACCAGUAUAACGCAAGCACUGAAGGCAGAUAGGAUGGCGAAGAAGGGGAGAAAUCAACAGGACACAAGAUCCGACUAG
This is a messenger RNA of Aspergillus chevalieri, 1029 nucleotides long. RefSeq names its product putative GTPase MTG1 (gene MTG1). The record is from RefSeq and is a predicted model, not a curated record. The coding region runs from base 1 to 1029 and encodes 342 amino acids. NCBI's taxonomy places the organism in Eukaryota, Fungi, Ascomycota, Eurotiomycetes, Eurotiales, Aspergillaceae. Gene Ontology annotation, molecular function: GTPase activity; GTP binding. Gene Ontology annotation, cellular component: mitochondrion. The transcript is spliced from 2 exons.